This is a messenger RNA of Paramuricea clavata, 1896 nucleotides long. The record is from the annotation of a GenBank genome assembly. NCBI's taxonomy places the organism in Eukaryota, Metazoa, Cnidaria, Anthozoa, Malacalcyonacea, Plexauridae.
AUGCCAUCUAGUUCUACCGCUAGUACUUCGUCUGAUCACGCAUUGUACAAUGUGUUGCCAGCUGAAAUAAUAAGUAUUCAAGAUCUUCAUACGCAGCUUGCUAAAAUUGAUAUUCUGCCAUGGACGGUGAAUGAUAUUGAUUCAGAUAAUGAAACCUUCAAAUUAGAAUUUUACGAUGGAGCCCAUGGCAUUGCAAAAUUCACAGUUAUAGUCAAAGCAGGACUAUAUUUCACUGUCUUUGUUUAUCAUUAUUGGCCUAUCCCUGAUGACCAUCAUUAUAUUUACACUCAGGACAAGAGAUUACUCAAUAGUAUAGAAUGCGUUAAGGGACUUCUUAACUCAAUUGAGAAUUCCAACCUUUGUAAUGGAGUGCCAAAAGAAUUUGAUUCUGUUGCUGUGGAUCCUACAUGGGAUGAAAAGUUAGUGAACUAUUCAAACUCCACAGUUAUUCGCCAUUCAACUCCAAGAUUGUUAAGUGAAGACCACUUUCAGUCCACGAUAACCCUUCGAAAUCCUGACUGUCAAGUUAUUAUGGACGAUGCUAAGCCUGAAAAGGAACUGUGCAAUCCAUGCUCCCUUACCACCAAGAAUUUGAAGAAAGCAGUCUCAAGAAAGAGGAAAGUAUCCACAGCUCCAGCAAAACCUAAAGCCCCCCUUUCAGCUUGUGGAUCGGCGAAAUUGAUUGCAACUGUUAAAGCAUCAAGACUAGCAUGCAAGCAACUGGAAGAUCGAUUGGAACAGCUCGAAGCCCAUAUUAAGAAACAUGGAGUGGGUGUUAGUGAUUCUUUGGAAAAGGAUAUUCUAAAGAUAAUGGGCGGGCAGAAUUUGGAAGCCACACCCCACUUGAAGUUUUUCUGGGAGCAGCAAAUGAAGCUCUUGCAAUCAGAGAAAAUGGGACGGAGAUAUCACCCCCAAAUAAUUCGUUUUGCUUUGUCUUUGCAUGGAAAGUCACCAGCUGCAUAUAAUGAAUUAAGAGACAGUGGAGCUCUUAUUCUCCCAAGAGAACGAGUACUCAGGGACUAUAAAAACUAUUUUAAACCAAAGGCUGGUAUAAAUAUAGACAAUAUUGAAUCCCUAAGAGAAAAAGCUUCAUCAUUAUCACAAGUUCAACGGUAUGUGGUAAUAGUGAUCGAUGAAAUGAAAAUCCAAUCGAAUCUUGUUUUUGACAAGUACUCAGGUGACCUGAUCGGAUUUGUGGAUCUCGGAGAUCCAGUGACAAAUUAUGCUAGUCUGGGCGAGGAAGAUGUCAUGGCAACUCAUGCACUAGCAUUCUUGGUAAGAGGAAUGUGCAGUGACUUCAAGCAUGUCAUUGCAUAUUAUUUUACCGAGAAUAUAACCUCCUACCAGUUGAUGUCAAUCUUCUGGAAAGUGGUUGGUGUGCUUGAGUUGUCGUUAAAGCUUCCAGUAUGUGCAACCGUCAACGAUGGAGCUUCACCUAACCGCAAGUUCUUCGACCUGCAUUUCCAGUUGGUACGCGACCUCAAUUGUGAUGUGGUACAUAAGGUUCCAAACCUUUUUGCUGUACAACGGUUUAUCUACUUCUUCGCUGAUUCCUGCCAUUUGAUCAAGACUGCCCGCAAUUGCUUGUACAACUCUGGCUCGGGAUCCUGCAGUCGUCUUAUGUGGAACAAUGGCAAUUACUUGAUGUUCAGGCACAUUGCAGACCUAUUCUACAGUGAUCAAGAGUUUGCUCUGCAUACUUUACCAAAGUUAUCACUGGACCACAUUGUUCUUACUUCAUACAGUAAAAUGAAGGUAUGUUUAUGUAACUUUAUUUUAGGAAGUUCUAAAAAACCAAGGUUGGAUAUUUGUUCACCUGACAAGGGGGAUGCAAAUUUCCCAGGGGAUGGUCUGUUCGCCACCAUUAGGGGCUUCAGUAUGAUUGAGAAUAUUUAG